AUGAACCGCCUCAAAGAUAAAGUCUGCAUCGUAACAGGCUCAUCCUCCGGUCUCGGCCGCUCCAUAGCACUGUCGUACUCCUCUGAAGGCGCGCACCUCAUCUGCGCAGACCUCCAACCGCAUCCCCGUCCCGCCAACAUCCAAACAGAAGAAGCCAUUCCCACCGAUGAACUCAUCAGAAAGAACGGUGGCAAGGCAAUAUUCGUCAAGACAGAUGUCACUAAGGUCAAGGAUGUUGAGGAACUGGUAACUCGGGCUGUCAUCCAAUUCGGCAGAAUCGAUGUCUUGGUAAACAACGCAGGAAUUUCUCUGGAAGCGGGCCAGCCUCCUGUACGAAUCCACGAAACAUCCGAAGAGCGCUGGGACAAGACGAUAUCCGUGAAUCUCAAAUCGAUUUUCCUAACAACCAAACACACCAUCGCCCAAAUGCUGAAACAAGACAAGAAUGAGGACGGAGAUCGAGGUUGGAUUAUUAAUAUUUCUUCUAUCCUUGGUGUCGUUGGUGGCUACACCGUUCCUUCAUACGCCGCCUCAAAAGGCGCAGUCACGAAUCUCACCCGUUCUGUGGCGUUGGAUUACGCAAAGGAUGGAAUUCAUUGCAACGCGAUUUGUCCCGGCUACACAGAAACAGCCAUCUUUGCAGACACCAUCAAAAUGCACAGCAAAGAAGACAUCCGUGCAAAACAUCCCUUGCACGGGACAGGUAAACCACAAGACAUCGUCGGCGCAGCUAUAUUCCUCGCUAGUGCAGAAGCAAGAUGGAUUACAGGCGUAAACCUUCCAGUCGACGGUGGAUAUACAGCGCACCAAGUCAAGGUCACGAUCAUUUAA
Fusarium coffeatum is the source of this 831-nucleotide messenger RNA. RefSeq lists its product as uncharacterized. The record is from RefSeq and is a predicted model, not a curated record. The transcript is spliced from 5 exons. The coding region runs from base 1 to 831 and encodes 276 amino acids. Gene Ontology annotation, molecular function: oxidoreductase activity, acting on the CH-OH group of donors, NAD or NADP as acceptor. NCBI's taxonomy places the organism in Eukaryota, Fungi, Ascomycota, Sordariomycetes, Hypocreales, Nectriaceae.